AUGAACUCGCUGGUCAUAAACGGUCCACCUCCGUCGACAGUGCCAGUUUCAACGGACAUGCUAGCAAAGAUGUCAUUACGUUCUCAUACGUUCGGAUUGCCGAUUGUUCCAUGUGAAUCUGGAUACCUGCCAGUUUUGGGCAUGCGAUUAUCGAUUGUGAUUUUGCUGACAACAUACAUCAUAACAUCUGAAGCCUGCUUUUUUGGAGGAGGGCUCGGUGGACUCGGUAAUCUCGGCGGACUAGGCGGUGGUCUUGGCAUUGGAGCCGGUACUGGAUGUUGUUGUUGUUGCCAACCCUGCUCACCUCCUGCACCAAGCUGUCCACCAUUGACGCCCAUAUGCGCAGGUGCUACGAGUGGUCUCUUCAAUGCUCCUGUUUGUACUGGCGGUGGGACAUCAGCGAUAUCAGCACUGAAUCCUCCUGCUCCUCUGACUCCUUUAUUUGCUCCUCCUCCUCCUGGUGGAACUGCAUCAGGACUUACUCCGCUAUUUGCUCCACCUCCUCCUGGUGGAGGUAACGGAGGCAUUGCAGGGCUGACUCCUCUAUUUGCUCCUCCUCCUCCCGGUAACGGUGCAUCCGCCUCCGGUUCUUGCCCUUCUGGUGCAGCGUCAGGUGCUGCUUCAGGUGCUGCUCCAGGUGCUGCUGGACCUCAGUUUGCUCCACCACCUCCUGGCGAAUCUGCAUCAACUUCUGAGUCCGAAGCAGCUCCUGAAUUUGCUCCACCACCGCCAUCAGAAGCGCCUUCUUUGCCGCCAAUUUAUUUGAUUGUACCUCAAAUUGUUAUGAGUGCCGGUUAUGCUCCUAGUGGUGUCGUUGUUGGUGGUGGUGACGGUGGUGGCGGCGGGAAUGGCACUAACGGUAAUGGCGGUGAGACUAGUAGUAACGGUAACGGCAAGGGCGGUAGCAGUAACGGCAAUGGCGGAGGUGGUGGAGGUGAAGCUGGUAGCAGCAGUGCCAGUGAAAGUGGCGGCGGCGGCGGUAGCGGCAGUUAUGGUGUACCAUCAACUGCCAAUAGUGGAGGUAGUGGUAAUGGUGGUGGUGGUGGUGGUAAUGGCGGAAGCUCCAGUGGAGGUGGAAGUUAUGGAGCUCCAGCAGCACCAUCAAUUGGUAUUGGCGGAGGCAGUAGCGGAGGCGAAGGUUACGGAGCCCCGCCACCACCACGAUUGCCACCAUCCCCACCACCCCCAGGGUUUGGUGGCAAUUCUGGUGUUGGAAGCUUUGCGGACAAUGGCGGAGGCGGAGGUGAAAGUGGAGGUGGAGGAGGAGGAGAAGGCUUUGUACACAGAUGGACGAGUUCAUGA
This is a messenger RNA of Cylicocyclus nassatus, 1302 nucleotides long. NCBI's taxonomy places the organism in Eukaryota, Metazoa, Nematoda, Chromadorea, Rhabditida, Strongylidae. The record is from the annotation of a GenBank genome assembly.